AUGGAAGAACAUGAAAGUGAGGUCCUCCAAGUUGAAUGUGGCAUGGAAUGCUCUCUGCUAGGUGAACAAGAGCAAAGACAUUCAGCAGGUACUCAUAUUAAGUUGACUAUCAUUAUGGUAGAUGCUAUUUAUAAUGAAAGUUAAUAAUAUACAUGAAAAAUUUUCUUGAAUAUGAUUGGCUUAGAGCAGUUGGCUAAUAAACAUUAAUAGAAAAUAAAUAUCAGAACCAAUCGAGUGCCACAAUUUGCUGGCGGAAAGCAAUAGCAUAUUUCAUUUUACCCUUUUUCGUGUAUUCGUGUAAUUGAUUGUGCUUUGUUGUCUUCCCUAAAUAAUCUUUCCUUUUUCCUUUAACACUUUUUUCUUUACAUUUAUUUUAUAUGAAUCCGCGUGAUUAUUUUUAUUUAUUUAUUUAUUGCGGGUUGUGUGUUAUGUUAUAUUUGUAACCAAGAUUUUGAAAUAUAUAAAUAAAGGUUUGACUGUGUGUGUGUUUGACAAAUAUGGGAAUGUUAAAACUUUCAUAAAAUUAUAUAUUUUUUAACAUGGACUCAAAAAAGCAGCUAUAUAAUUCAUUGAUUAGGCCUUUUCUCGUGUAUUUCAAGUGUUGUUGUUGUGGUGAAAAAUAGCCAAAUAGAGAAAUAGUCAAUACAUCAUGUCUGUGCUUAAUUGUCUUGACUGGUUUGUAGACGUUUUUGUUUUGUUUGCAUUUGAUUGUGCAUGUUAUGAGAAAACUUACCUUAAAUUUGUGUUACUUUGACUUGCACACAGUUAAAAUACUCCAAGUUCAUAAAAAGAUACAGUCGACUCCCGAUAAUUCGAUCCUUCAAGGGAAACAGAAAAAAGUUCGAGUUAUCAGGAGUUCAAGUUAUCGAGGGUAAAAUUAUAUAGAAAAUGUUCUGAAGGGAAAUGAAAAUUGCUUCGAGUUAGUUUGAGGUUCAAGUUAUAGGGGGUUCAAGUUACCAGGAGUCUACUGUAUUAUGUUUUCUGAUUAUAUUUGUUGAUUAAUUGAUUGGUUGGGUAACUCCGAUUAUUUUUGAUGACUGAUUUAUGAAAUCUCAGUCAAUACCACCACUUAGAAAAUUAUUCUCAAGCCUUGUUGUAUUACCAGGUAUCUAAAGUUUGAAAAGUAUAAAUACUGUGUAUUUUCUUUUUGAAGUCAGGUUUUGACAACACUUCCACAGAUACAGCAUAUUUGUAAAAAUACUAAUAAUACUUGUACAGCUACAUAAGCAUGAGUUCUAGGGUGCAAAGUUUUACAGCUUGUCAUUUGGGCAGGCUGUACCUUGCAUCUACAGCUGUAUUAGCCCAGCCCUCACAACUUUAUUAUGUUUCUCCUGUAAUUGAAUACCCCCCAAAACUUCACUUAUCCUUCAAGCAAGAUGAAAAGUAGAAUCCACUAUCCCCAUACCUUAUAUUAAUUAAUGUGUAGUUGGUAAAUACAAAUAAUUCAUUCACCAGGAGAAGAGUUGGAAAGGGACACUCCUGUAGUAGAAAAUGGCCCAAUUGAGGGAGCAAGCAAUUCACAGGGAUCACAGCAACCUCUUCCAGAAGAAAAUAAUUGUAGCCAGUUAGAAGAUGACCGUCUCAUUGCUAGAGCAAGGGCAGUUGGUGUGGACUAUGAGUUUGCAAAGCCUGGUGUAGUGGAAACAGAGGAUGACAGGAGAAAAAGAAAGCGGCGAAACCAAAGACGAAUAUCAGAACAAGAGAAAAGGUUGCGAGAAGUUGUUGGAGAUCUACCGCCACCUCCACCAGCAGGUUCAAGUCAGCAAGAAGAUAAGGCGUACAGUGCUAUUCGUGCAUUUGAGGUGGAGCAGAUGACUUACGCAUUCAGUUUUUGUGAGGUCUGUAAGGAA
Molecule: messenger RNA, 1850 nt
Organism: Porites evermanni
Lineage: Eukaryota; Metazoa; Cnidaria; Anthozoa; Scleractinia; Poritidae
Source: the annotation of a GenBank genome assembly